Plasmopara halstedii is the source of this 210-nucleotide messenger RNA. RefSeq lists its product as uncharacterized. The transcript is spliced from 2 exons. NCBI's taxonomy places the organism in Eukaryota, Oomycota, Peronosporomycetes, Peronosporales, Peronosporaceae. The record is from RefSeq and is a predicted model, not a curated record. The coding region runs from base 1 to 210 and encodes 69 amino acids.
AUGAUCUUUGUUUGGCGACCUCAGGAAGAUGCGGCGACGCCUGCGAUUCCUAUAUCUUCGUUCUGCGCGGGCUAUCUUCACCUGGCCGAAGCAGGCCGCGACGAGUCUGUAGCGGAUCUAUCUAGAACUCAAUAUCUGGGCCCUAAUAAAGGCAACAAAAGAGGCCGCCGCGGCGUAAGGACGUUGAAGGGGAGCGAGGCUCCGCUAUGA